Messenger RNA from Nicotiana tabacum (common tobacco), 3281 nucleotides. NCBI's taxonomy places the organism in Eukaryota, Viridiplantae, Streptophyta, Magnoliopsida, Solanales, Solanaceae. The record is from RefSeq and is a predicted model, not a curated record.
UCAAUAACUGAAAAAUCAGUUAGCUUCUGUUCUGCUCCACAAACUGGAACGAUGGCAUCCAAGUCACCACCGCCGUCGCCGUCUUUGCUCCGCCGCAUCGUCGAUCUCGACACAGCCAUCUCCCUCCGUCUCUACACACUAACUCAUCCAAUCCUCCCUUAUUACUUUCUCAAAACCCUAGAAAUCUCCGGCGACGGUUUCCUCUUCUUCCCUUUAAUCCUCUCACUACUCCUCUACCCUCUCACUCUCUCCACCACCACCGAAACUAGUAACAACAUUUUCCUAAUCAACCUCCUCCUCGGCGGAAUAGUCGACCUAAUCGUAAUCGGAUCCCUCAAACACCUUAUUCGGAGGCCCCGACCCGUUUACAACAAAAACAUGUUCCUCUCUUUUUCCGUUGACCAUUGGUCCUUCCCUAGCGGACAUUCAUCUAGGGUUUCAUUUAUAGCCACUGUCUUUUACCUUUACUCCGAUUUCGUUAAGGAUAUAUUGAUUCAGCUUAAAUAUGAUCUAUUUGUGGAUUAUUUAAUGCUUAUUGUGAUCGGAUGGGCCGCAACAACGUCGUUGUCUAGGAUACUUCUUGGCCGUCAUUUCAUGUUCGAUGUUGUUGCUGGUGUAUUUUUGGGUGUUCUUGAAGGGAUGUUUGUAUUUUGGAUUUUCAAUUAUGUGACUUUGACCUCAUUCUUGAGAUGAUAAAGUUGUAAGCUUUAAUCCUUUUUGGUUUGUGAUUGUUAAUGUUGGCGUAAAAUUUAUAUGAAUGUUAGAAAUUUUGUCUCAAUUUGUAUCUCUCUUAAUGCUUUACUGUGUUAAAAGGCAAAUUAUUGAGUAUUAGAAUGACACUGUGCAGCGAUGGAGUUAGGAAUUUAUACGAGGGGAUUCAAAAAAAGAAUAGAAUGUCACAUUUGGGAUUUGACGCUGUGAUAGCAAUUUUUGAACCUUCUUUGCCACUUCACUGUACUUUUACGCAUAUCAAGGGGAUUCGGGCUUAUAUGUAACAGAAAAGUUUGUUUUUUUCCCUAUUCACACAUUGUAGUUUUUCAACAAAUUGAAUUCCCUUCACUCCACUUAGCUCCUCCGCUGAUACUGUGGAUUCAUAUAGCUUAGCCAACCCUACUUGGUGUUGGGAGAAAUUUUGUUUUUAUCUCUUAAUAUGCUUGUGGCUUCUCCCAAGUCUCAACUGAAUUUGCAGAUCCUGUGAUGAGAAGGAAAGGUGUAAACAUUAUGUUUUUCCUACUUAUCAAAAAGAAAAUAUUACUACUAUUGUGUUUUUCCUUGAAUUCAGAAAAUUCUUAGCUCAAACACUUGAUCUUAUGUAGGCCUCAAAGUUUUCUAACAGGAUCAACUGUUCAUGUUCAUUGAAAUUUGACUCCGGGAGUACUGAUAUCUGACCUUUAUGCAGACUGAAAUAGUUUUCGACCAGCAAUUGACAUCAGUAGGAACCUUAAACACAAUAACCUUUAUAUAGACUGAGAUCACUUCUGGUUGGCAAUUAUCUAUGGACUUAAGCUCAUGAUGCUAUGCUAGCAUGAAUGUCUAUUCACUUGUAUGGAUAUGUCAAAUCUUCUUGAUUCUUGGAGAUGUUUGGUUAUUGCAUAAUCAACUCAGGGAGAAAUUGUGCUAUUUAUGAACUGAGAACUCUUCUAGAAUGCUCACCAUUACAAGGUUUAUUCCGAAACUGCAAACUGUUUUUGUUUUUAAUUGAAACUAUUACACCACUCAUAAAAUAUUGCUUCAGAAAAUUCUAUUAACUCAGAUUUAGCUGCAUUGAGCUCCAUUUCUACAUUGUUGGUUGACUGGUGACAUUAAGUUAAACACAUCUUGGAGUUUGCAUCUGUUUUAUUUGGUCCAAUUUUUGGCCUAUGUUAUCGACCCUUUCGUUGUGGUUGAAAAGCAUUACAGCGCCAUCCUUUUCGUUCCCACGUUAAUGUUUUGUGCUUUCUCCAUUAAACCAUGUGAUGUAGUCAUAUAUUGUAAUGCUUCUUGGUCAUCUCUAAAGCAAUUCUCGGGCAGUUGUUGAUUUCUGGAGUUUCUCCGCGGCUAUUUUGAAAUUCAUGCAUCUUUCAUCAAGUGUGCAAGUGAAGUGGUUGCUUGGAAUUUUUGCUGCUCCCUUUAGAUGUUCCGUGUUCUUCCUACUCUAGAGUUGCUAAUUACUCUGAUAAUCCCCAGUUAAUUUUUGAUUUUUUCUGUUUGGCACAUUUGACAUGAUCUGGAACGUUUAUCUUUUACAGUAGUAUAGAACAUGGAAGACAUAAAUGAACAGAAUUCUUCAUUUUCAUAGUUGAAGUGACAUCUAUGGCUGAAUCAUUAUGGGCUCUAUGGAGAACAAAAGGAUCUCAGUUAACUGUGUCCCUAGUUGUUGAAUCAAAUGAACACUGAAACUUCCUUUCAUCUAAUUGUCUUUCACUGAAGUCUCAUAAUUGUUUUUGUCUGUUUUUUGUGUUCACAUGAUUCAUGAUUGAUUUUUCUAUGUUUUUGCUGUAGCAGUUUUAUUAUUAUCACGUUGCUCUGCAGAACUAUAUGUGGUCCUGUCAUGUUUACUUUGAGUUCAACUUUCAUGAUAAGCUAGGAACAUUACACUCUAGGUCAGUCCAAAGAUAGUAUUCCAAUUGUUGCUUUCCUUAAACUUUUUUACAACAUCUCCAUGUGGUGGUCCUGCCAUAUUCAAACUCACACCCCUAGAUGUUUAUCUGCUAUUAUUCAUGUUGAGUUAGUCAAAAAGUAGUCUGGUUUACUAUUGUUACUUGGAACUUCUGUGUCUUCUGAUUUGUUCGAAAGAUUAGCUGGAAGUUCAGUGGGUGUCAUUGGACCAGCUUUGUCAUAGCAAGCAUCUGCGCUUCUCUCUGGCCGGUAAUGCAUGGAAGUGAAGAACAACAAACCUCUGGGUCAGCUUGCAUGCACGUCGACUAUUCUAUUGAGUAUUUAUUACUUCCCACCAUCACAGGUACAUGGUAACUCUGUCCACCAAGGUCUAGGUAGAUUAUUUUUAUAAUUAUAGUCUUCUCAAGUUAUAUGAUAUUAUGAACAUAAAAUGAAUUUUACUUGGUGGCUUGAUGCAAUUUUAGAAAAUGAUCUAUGAUGCCAAAACCCUGCCUCCAGAGUCCUUUGAACAUGGAAUCUUGGUCUUGGUCAAGGUCAAAUUUUGUGGCUUAGUUUGAAAAUGACCUAACAUUGAGACAUGGCUGAACUCUAGGAAGAUUGAUAAUGGUUACUCAAUUUCAGACCUCUGCUUUUCUCUGUGUUUGUAAUGCAGGGUCUGCAUUAAAUAUACACUGUUAGGGCAA